AUGAGAACAUCAUUGGCUUUCCUGGCUCUGGCAGCCACAGCCUUUGCCAUUCCCCAAGCAGUCACAGAAGAUAUUGCCCCCAAGGGUAAGGCUCCGAAGGGCUGCACAACCUCAUACGAUGGCCAAUUUGAAGUCACAAUCUUCAAGCCUGGAAACGCUAAGCGCGAUGUCACUGAGCGAUCGUGCAGUGGUGAAGGUGUUCUCGUCUUGAGCCUCAAAGAUGGCGUUCUCAAGGACGCCCAAGGUCGAACAGGCUAUAUCUCCGACAGCUACCAAUUCCAAUUCGACAAGCCCGCUCAAGCUGGCGCAAUCUACACAUCUGGUUUCUCAGUCUGCUCCAACGGAACUCUCGCCUUCGGACCCUCUGCAAUUUUCUGGCAAUGCCAAUCCGGCGACUUCUACAACUUAUACGACCGCAACUGGGCUGAGCAGUGUGAACCUGUUGAAUUCGGCGUCAUGCCCUGUGGGAAGAAUAAGAAUGCAAAGUCUGCCCCUAAGAAGAGAAUCGUGGGAAGCAGUGUUGUCGCAACUACUGUUGUGACUGUUGUUUCUGACGGUACGACGAGGGAGGUUCCCACGACUAUCGCUGUUCCUAUGUGCCAGAUUGGCGAUGGACAGGUUCAGGUUCGCACGACGCCUUGUGAUGAUAUGGAAAUCCCUAUCAUUACUGCCCCUCCUGUUAGUCAAGUUUCGGAUGGCAAGCUUCAAGUUCCCACUACGGCUCCUCCUGCACCUCCCGCUGUUCAGAAGCCUGCUAAGCCUGCAGAUGGCACGCCUGCAGAGGGCGCUGGCGGCGAUGCUGGGGAUAAGCCUAAGCCUGCUGGCGACUCGAAGCCUGGUGCUUCUCCUGCUGGGAACGAUGCACCUGAUAACACAGGUGCUGCCCAGGCUGAUAAGCCCGCUGGAGAUGAACCUUCUGGCACUGGUGCCCGACGUGCUGGAAAGUCGAAGCCCACCGAAACCGACGAUGAAGUGCUGGUCACUGACUCUGGUACUCCCUCCGACACCGAGACUGAGGAGGCUAGUUCAUCUCGAAGCACACGCGCCGUCAAGCCUUUCAAGCCUCAGACGACCGAGAGUGACGACUCCGAGGCGACUGGAAGCAGCUCCAGUGCCGGCUCGGAUGACGCCGCGUCUACUGGUGCGGCUCAGUCUGAUGCCUUCAAGAUUGCCGCAAGCUUGGGCAUGGUGUUUGUAUCAGGUCUGUUUGGAUCUCUGCUGAUUCUGUAA
Molecule: messenger RNA, 1230 nt
Organism: Fusarium redolens
Lineage: Eukaryota; Fungi; Ascomycota; Sordariomycetes; Hypocreales; Nectriaceae
Exons: 2
Coding region: 1-1230 (409 amino acids)
Biological process (GO): fungal-type cell wall organization
Cellular component (GO): fungal-type cell wall
Molecular function (GO): structural constituent of cell wall
Source: RefSeq, a predicted model, not a curated record